Molecule: messenger RNA, 1303 nt
Organism: Zingiber officinale
Lineage: Eukaryota; Viridiplantae; Streptophyta; Magnoliopsida; Zingiberales; Zingiberaceae
Product: ATP-dependent Clp protease proteolytic subunit 5, chloroplastic-like
Exons: 9
Coding region: 100-975 (291 amino acids)
Biological process (GO): protein quality control for misfolded or incompletely synthesized proteins
Cellular component (GO): endopeptidase Clp complex
Molecular function (GO): ATP-dependent peptidase activity; ATPase binding; serine-type endopeptidase activity
Source: RefSeq, a predicted model, not a curated record
UUUGACACUCGGUCCUUUUUAUCGGAUUCGUCUCGCAGAAGCAACAGUAGAGUAGCUCGUUCUCAUCCCGAUCCCGCCACCGGAUAAGAAGGCGAACGCAUGGCGAUAGCGGCGGCGACGAUGACGAUGACGACAUCUUCCCCCUCCGCCACCACUUUCCAAUCCAUCUCCUCUAGGAACCUGGGCAAGACGCUUCCCCUCCCCUACUCCGCUUUUCCCAAGAAGAGAUGUAGGCUUAUGAGAAGAUGGAGCGCUCCUAAGGUUGUAUAUUGGGAUGGGUCCUUGGAUACAGAUCGAUCUGACAGAUGGGGAAUUUGGUCUAUUAGGGACGAUUUGGUGGUUCCGUCGUCGCCUUAUUUCCCGGUUAUGGCUCGGGGAGGUCAGGGACCGCCGCCCAUGAUGAUGGAGAGGUUCCAGAGUGUUAUCAGCCAACUCUUCCAGCAUAGAAUUAUUAGGUGCGGUGGACCCGUGGAUGAUGACAUGGCUAAUAUAAUCGUUGCACAACUUCUAUACCUAGAUGCAGUUGAUCCUACGAAGGAUAUUGUCAUGUAUGUCAACUCUCCAGGAGGAUCAGUUACAGCUGGCAUGGCCAUAUUUGAUACGAUGAAGCACAUUAGGCCAGAUGUUUCUACUGUUUGCGUUGGUCUGGCAGCCAGCAUGGGGGCUUUCCUCCUAAGCUCUGGCACAAAGGGGAAAAGAUACAGUUUACCAAACUCUAGGAUUAUGAUCCAUCAACCCAUUGGAGGUGCUCAAGGUGUGCAAACUGAAAUAGAAAUUCAGGCAAAUGAAAUAUUUCACCACAAGGCUAACUUAGCCAGCUACCUUGCAUAUCAUACCGGCCAAAGCUUGGAUAAGAUAAACCAAGAUACUGAUCGGGACUUCUUCAUGAGCGCAGAGGAAGCUAAGGAUUAUGGCAUGAUUGAUGGUGUGAUAACCAAUCCUCUCAAAGCCCUGCAACCACUACCAGCCUCUUAAUGGGUGAAAGACACCUAUUUCCAUUCCAGAUGGAGAAAGGAUGGUGCCAAGAAAAGUUUGCGAGGUCGAGCAGUUCACUCGUUUUCAAAAUUCUAGUCACAAUACUCAGCAUGAUUUUAGAUACUGAAAUGAAAAUGUAGAUCAGGAUUAGUGACAAGCUGACAUGAGUGAUCCGAGUGGAAAAACCGCUUGUUAAACAACACUUGCAGUAGUUCACCUGUAGUUAGUGGCAUAAUCUGAAAUUGGAUGAUUCCUAGUGUAUAGGGAACGAAUAAUCUCCCAAUAACAGUGAUUAAUCUUCUAUCGAUAAUUUCUUUUAUCUCCAUAA